AUCCAAAAUUUUCUGUUGUCGUCAGGAGCAUUUUAUGCAAAUUUAAAGCUUUGUUUAUUUCGUUUUGUCGUUCAAAGAUGAAACGCUAUUCAGAUAAUUUCAGCCCUGGCCGCUGGAAACGAAUUUGUCCUCCGGCCGAAGAUUCCGACAGUGACAGUUCGUCAGAUUCCGACAGCCCCAUAGAUAUUUAUAGAAGGCUGUUUGGUUACGGGGGUCCCAACUGCACACAUUGUGAUUUUCCUAAUCUGGUUUGUUCCUGCAGUCUGCAACAGAAGCUUACCACCAGUUCAAGGCAGUCCAUGAUUCUGCUUGAUCCUGUUGACUCAAUUGAGAGAGUUGAAGGUCCAGCUGGAGGUAAUGGUACUAGUCAUGCCAGUGCCAGCAGCAGCAAUGGCAAUAGCAGCAGUAGCAGUAGUGGUUACCAGCCAAGUCUCAGAAGUGGAAUGACACCAACUGGACAUUCAGACACAAGCAAUGAAAGGUCUUCUGUUUCCUUCCGGGCAUCUACCAGCAUUCAGCAGUUUAGAGUUCGUCCACCCCCAAGAUCAACCAUGGAUUACGAAAACAGACAGGAAUUGGGAUUGUUUUCUGAUGAAGAUGGCACAAUAAAUCUGUUUGGAUCACCAAAGCUGCAUGAUUUCUCACAUGGCAACAGACCAAGGGAAUCACCAGAAUCUUCCAUAGAAGUCAUAACAUCUAGUGCUACUGUCGGAGCUGCUUCCUCGUCUGCUACUACUGUUGGUGCCACUACCUCAUCUUCGGCGACUGUUGCUGCCACCACCUCAUCUGUUGCCACUGUCGCUGCUACUACCGCACCUGCAGAACGAGAAAUUAACAACGAAUUGGACGAGUUUCACGCCCGGCUCUUGAGCUUAAUCGAAUGUCCCGUCUGUUUGGAACCGAUCUCCCCACCAAUCCAUCAAUGUCGUCGGGGCCACCUGGUCUGCGGGAAAUGCAAGAGCCAGUUAAAUCAAUGCCCCACGUGUCGGGACCGGAUGUCGGAAAUGAGGAACUUUGCCGUAGAACGGAUGGCUGAAUUGCUGAAAUAUCCUUGCCGGAACGCUGGACUGGGAUGUCCAGUAGCGAUUUUAUUGUCUGGUAAAAACGCCCACGAAUCGACUUGCCCGUUUCGUCAUUACAACUGCCUCUUCCGCACGUGUUCAUGGACGGGUUUUCAGCAGGAGAUGGUGCCGCACUUGCGCUCGACCCAUUCGCUCCGUUUCCUGGAAGGAAGUCGCCAGGAGAUCGACGUGGAACUCAACUCGCCCACCCUUUUCUACACCGAUUGGGCCCUUUCAUGUUUCGGCCGCAUUUUUCGUCUCAACGUUUUCCAGCAUAUACCCAACUCGAUGUUUUACGUGUCUGCCUACUUGGUGGGUAGUAGAGGUCGAUCUGAUGACGUCGCAGGCCGUUCCGAAUCGGAUUUCACUUACACUGUGACGGUAAACGGUUCACUGGGCCGACGUGCUUCCUACACUCGGCAAACACACGCCGAAUCGACCCGGACGAGUCAGCUCUGCCACUCUGAAGAUUGUUUUAGUAUCCGAGGCGACAAGUUGGAGCAUUUCACUCGCGACCGAGGGAGCAAAUUGCGUUUGCACGUCGAAUUGCAACAAUUAGACACGUCCAGCCACACUUUCCAGGACAACUAGAGUAAACCAAAAAAAAAAAAACACAUAGAGAUGUCGCAUAUUUUUCUUUUCCGUUUUUUGCUCGUCUUACAGGUGGGUAUUUAUUGAAUUUGUAGUGAAAGCACUCUAAGUUGUUUGCUGCUAAACUUUUUUCUUCGUCCUUUGCGUUGGCGUCGUCUCUUCUGUGUAAUCUCAAAUACAAAGGCUUUACGCGUUUCUUAUCGGCGUCCGCUUUAAGCAAGACGGUGCUUUGUGUAAAAAAUGGAACA
This is a messenger RNA of Daphnia carinata, 1900 nucleotides long. RefSeq names its product E3 ubiquitin-protein ligase sina-like. Gene Ontology annotation, molecular function: ubiquitin protein ligase activity; ubiquitin conjugating enzyme binding; zinc ion binding. Lineage: Eukaryota; Metazoa; Arthropoda; Branchiopoda; Diplostraca; Daphniidae. Gene Ontology annotation, biological process: proteasome-mediated ubiquitin-dependent protein catabolic process; multicellular organism development. The record is from RefSeq and is a predicted model, not a curated record. The transcript is spliced from 3 exons. The coding region runs from base 78 to 1652 and encodes 524 amino acids. Gene Ontology annotation, cellular component: cytoplasm.